CGCCAUAGUUACACCAAACCCUGAACUAUAAAAUGCAGCCACUCCUUCAGAGCUUCAACACACACAAACAAAAUCAAAAUCAAAAUCAAAAUCCUAUAUCAUAAUGGCUUACAAAGCUUCUUCUUUACUUGUAACUGUUCUCAUCUCCAGUAUCCUUCUUUCCAUUGCUUCGCAAGCAGUCGCAGCGCGCAAUAGUAUUCCGAAUAAUUCCAGCAAGAAUGACAAGAAAGAGCCUCAGUUUAUGUUCAGGUCUGAUGGUGUUUAUAUUCCAGGCAUCGGCCGUGUAGGACUGCCUGGUUUUCAACCUCAAAAUCCAUUCCUUGGUGGCAGUGGAGGAGGAUCAGCACCAGCAGGUGGCAGUUAUGUUCCUGGUGGCGACGACACCUUGGUUCCGAACCCUGGUUUCGAGGUUCCUACCCCCGGAAGUGGUGGUGCAGUUCCAACACCAGUUUUUCCAUGAUUUAGCUCACUUAUGAGUCAUAAAUAAAUAUGCUCAAUCUUAAAGUAAUAUGCUGCUACAUGUUAUGCAGAGUUCUUAGUUUCA
This is a messenger RNA of Arachis duranensis, 544 nucleotides long. RefSeq names its product putative cell wall protein. Lineage: Eukaryota; Viridiplantae; Streptophyta; Magnoliopsida; Fabales; Fabaceae. The record is from RefSeq and is a predicted model, not a curated record. Bases 104 to 460 code for a protein of 118 amino acids. The transcript has a single exon.